This is a messenger RNA of Protomyces lactucae-debilis, 771 nucleotides long. Its product is annotated as MoaB/Mog domain-containing protein. The annotation marks the transcript as partial. The record is from RefSeq and is a predicted model, not a curated record. NCBI's taxonomy places the organism in Eukaryota, Fungi, Ascomycota, Taphrinomycetes, Taphrinales, Protomycetaceae. The transcript has a single exon.
AUGGACAACAUCAGAACAGCGGGUAUUGUGAUUAUUGGUGAUGAAGUCUUGUCCAGCAAGACAGUCGAUACCAACAGCGCCUUCUUUGCCAAGUACUGUUUCGAGCUUGGUGUUGAGCUCAAGCGGAUUGAGAUCAUUGCAGAUGAUGAAGCCGAGAUUGUCGAAGCAGUGACGCGCAUGUCGAGCAAGUACGAUUUUGUCGUGACGUCCGGUGGUAUAGGGCCGACACACGACGAUAUCACCUACCCUUCCAUUGCAAAGGCCUUUGGCAAUGACCUUGUAUAUCAUGAUACAACGCUAGAACGGAUGAAGAAGCUCAGCACUCGGGCCAUUAAUUGGGAUCAGCCAAGUGAUCACCCAGAAGUCAUCGCACGCAAACGCAUGGCACUCUUCCCGACACCCAGCGAGGUUGUCUUUCCCAGUGAAAAACUCUGGGUCCCCAUCGUCAUUGCUGGCGGCAAUGUCCAUAUCCUGCCUGGCAUCCCAAGACUAUUUACAGGACUCUUGAGCGAGUACCGCUCGCAUAUUGUCGACAAGAUUGACCCAGCAAUGAAGCAGACACGUAUCCUGGUCGCAACACAAAUGCCAGAGUCGGCCAUCUCUCAGUUCUUGGGAGACCUACAGAAGCGUGUCGACGACAAAGGAGUCAAGAUCGGCAGCUACCCCAAGGGCAUUGGCAUGGGCGUGAUGGUCUCCCUUUUGGGCCGUGAUGUACCGUUCCUUGAGUCUCUCGUGCCAGAGGUUGAGAAAGAGCUCGAUGGCAAGCGCGUU